CUCCCGCUCUUGGGCAAAUUCCUAACUAUAUAGGUAAAGAGACACCAGAUGAGUAUAUACAGAAAAUUACAAAUAUUUUUGAAUCUGCUGGAGCUGUAAUCACGGUUGCCAAUAAUGCUAAUGCAAACACUUUUGUUGAUGUUCAGAAAUGUGAUAUCUUAAAAUCUAAAAUGGGAGAUAAAUUUUCUCCACUUCGACACAAAUAUCGAGAAGUAAUGGCUGGAAAUGCAGAAUUAGCUUUACAGUCACUGAUACAAGAAAGGUUUAACCCAACAGAUUCUCCUGAU
Funneliformis caledonium is the source of this 287-nucleotide messenger RNA. Lineage: Eukaryota; Fungi; Glomeromycota; Glomeromycetes; Glomerales; Glomeraceae. The record is from the annotation of a GenBank genome assembly.